Lytechinus variegatus (green sea urchin) is the source of this 6110-nucleotide messenger RNA. RefSeq lists its product as uncharacterized. Gene Ontology annotation, molecular function: nucleic acid binding. The transcript is spliced from 2 exons. The coding region runs from base 333 to 6110 and encodes 1925 amino acids. NCBI's taxonomy places the organism in Eukaryota, Metazoa, Echinodermata, Echinoidea, Temnopleuroida, Toxopneustidae. Gene Ontology annotation, biological process: DNA integration. The record is from RefSeq and is a predicted model, not a curated record.
CCUGCGAGGACAUUAUUUGACCGAAGGGAACAUGAACAGACCCAUGGCUAGUUAUGAUAUCAUUUCACCAAGGAGCUUCAUGUAGUUCACAGUGUUAUAGUUGUUAUGCUAGAGGGGAAAACAGUUGUUAAACCACCAUCGCUAACCAGCGGAAUUAAAGGCAUCAUGCAAAUUAUGAAAUGUUUCUGCUGUCAGGAUUAUUUAGAUGUGUGCGUUUACAAGUUUCCAUCAGUGUAGCGAUAACGCAGCUACAUUAAGUUUAACAACUGUAUCAAGGAACCUAAUUGUGAUACAUUAACUUCUAUUGACUGGAAAGUACCGAAUGGGACAAAAUGUCUGCAGAGCUCAAGCAAUCAUGUAUAGGAUACCAGGGGAAUCUCGCCAGGAGGUACAAGGAAUUAGAGAAUCUCCUUGUUGAUAACAAAAACAUUGAAGCAGUGAAAGUGAAGACUGAUCAACUUCACAACGUGUUCCAACUUUAUGAAGCCAAGUUUAAGGAGUACAUUGCAUCGAUAAACGAUGAGCCCAGUGAUACUGAGGACGCUCUGCAGCAGUUCAACUCCGCAAAGCAAAACAAAGAGGAGUUUGAUGAAAGGGUGAUGACAUGGAUCAAUGCAGCGAACCUUUCAACUAACCCAGUGGUUCCAGAAGACGAUUGUCGCUCUCUUGGAUCAAGGAGAUCAUCUCGCUCAACCCACAGCAGUGUGAGUUCUAACGUUAGCAUGAGAGCGAAGGAGGCUAGGGCACGGCAGAUAGUAGCAGAGCAGAAAUUGAAACAGCUCGCCGAAAAGAAAGCCUUAGAAGAACAGAGAAAGAAAUUGGAUGAUCGUCUCGCCGAGUUGGACAUUAAAAAUGAAAGGGACAACGCUGCCAUUGAAGCAGAGUACUGGACUCAAGAAGCUGAGGAAGAAGUACAAAGAGAAACAGACUGGAUGGGUCAAGAUGUAGGUAGGAAGCCAAAUAUAUCUAGUAUUAAGGGAAUGGGAUUCACAUUGCCUGAUAUAGAGGCUAAGAAUAUAGGCAUUCAAGGCGUCCUAGAAGAUAACAUUCCUGGGCUAAGCCCCAGUUCUAUAUACCUAUCUAAAGAAAGAAAAGUACGUCAUAAUGAAGAAAAGGGUAAUGAUAUUACUGCCAAUGACGUAGAUUAUUUCCAGGCUGAUCCAAUGAAUAUCAAUCACAAUGCAGCACAGCAGCUGUGUGAUUCAAUGAUGUUAGCAAUAAAUAUGCCCAAACCAGAAUUAGUAUGUUUUGAUGGUGAACAAACGAAGUACUGGAAUUUCAUUCAUGUAUUCGAUGUCAAUGUUGCAUGUAGGAUAAAGGAUGAGAGAACCAAGUUAAUGUACUUAACCCAGUUCUGUGUAGGGAAAGCCAAGGAAGCUAUAGAAUGUUGCGGGCUGAUGAAUCCAAAAGAUGGGUAUAAGCAGGCGCGUAAAAUUCUACAGAAGCAGUUUGGGCAACCACAUAUCAUCACUGAAUCGUUAGUAAGAAAGGUUGUAAAUAGACCUCAAGUAAAGCCAAAUGACAGCAAUGCAUUGUCGGAUCUAGCUCGCGAAAUGCGCAGGUGUCAAAUUACACUAGAGCAAAUGGGGAAUACGGCAGACCUCAAUGCCAGUGAUACACUCAUUAAGAUCCAUCAUAUUCUGCCAACAUAUCUGCAAUACAAAUGGGCGGAGAAGGCAGACUGUCUCCUCGCGGCACAAGAAACACCCAAUUUCGCCCAUAUGAUUGAUAUGAUAGAAAGAGCCGCCCAGAUAUCAAGUAACAUGUACGGUAGGAGCAUCGGGAAACCAGGUAAUGAUUCCUCAAAAACAAGUCAGAAAGGCACCACCAGGAACCCACCAGGACGCAUGGUUACAUCUUUGGCUACUGAGGGCCAGAGUUCACAAGGGGAACAAAUGCGAAAAUGUCCAUGCUGUGAAGGUCAACACCAGCUAGGCACAUGUCCCAAAUUCAAAGAUAAGCCUCGGCGCGAAAGGUUGAGAUUGGUCCGUGAGAAAAGGUUAUGUGAUAAUUGCUUCAAACCUAAUCAUGUGGCGAGAGUUUGCAGAUCGCCGCCAGCCUGCACAAUAGAAGGUUGUACUUGGAAACAUCACAGCCUCUUGCAUUUCACCAAAGAGGAGCCACAAUCUGACAUCCCUACCACUGAUGUCAAUGACUUGGCGGCAACUACCGAUCAGGACCCGUCUGGAACAAACCUUUCCAUGGUUGGGUCAAGAAGAGUUUGUCUCAGAGUCCUUCCUGUAAAGGUGAAGGCAAAUAACAGGAAAGUUGAGACAUGGGCCAUUCUCGACAAUGGAAGUGAUGUCUCUUUAUGUGAUAGAAGUCUAGCAAAAGAGCUAGGACUUAGAGAAAAGGAAACCCAGUUUGCGUUAACAACCAUCAGCCAAGAUAACUGUACAAUGAAAGGUAGUGAGGUGAGCUUUAGUGUGAUGGGAGUAGAAGAGUCAGAUGAAAUAGAGCUAAAUGGUGUCUGGACUGUAGACAAACUUCCAAUCUCAAAGGAAAGCACUCCGAGCCAAGAUGAUAUUUCAAAAUGGGCACAUCUCCGAGGGAUUGCACUUCCACAAGUAGAGCAGGGCCAAGUAAAGCUCUUGAUUGGAGGAGACGCACCCGAAGCAUUCUGGAUUGUUGAAGAACGGCGAGGCAAAAGGAAGGAGCCCUACGCCAUACGGGGUCUCCUAGGUUGGACAUUAAUGGGUCCUACUGAUAGAGUCAAAGACCGCAGAAUGUCGACAUUCAGGACAAGUAUUGUUUCUGAAGAAGACAACCAUCUACAUGAACAGGUGGAACGUUUCUGGAAGAUGGAGUCUGCAGGAUCGUUACUUGAAACUGAUGUUGGGGAGUCUACUGAUGACAAAAAGGCUAGACAAAUGAUGGAAAAUUCCAUCAAGAAAGUCAAUGGCCACUAUCAACUCGACCUGCCAUGGAAGCAUGAGCAGCCAAAUCUUCCCAACAACCGUCGUCUAGCAGAGGUGAGAUUGCGUUAUCUCAAGAAGAAACUAACAAAGGAUGACCUGCUGCUCCAAAUGUACAAAGACACAAUGCAAGGCUAUUUAGAUAAGGGGCAUGCCAGGGAAGUUCCUGCUGCAGAAACCAUGAAAGAGGCCUGCACAGGAGAGGUACAAUCAAGCAAGAAAUGGUACUUGCCUCACCACCCGGUCUUACAUCCACAUAAACCAAAUAAGGUACGCGUAGUAUUCGACUGCGCCGCGAAAUAUCAGGGCAUCUCGCUCAACAGUCAACUACUACAGGGCCCGGACUUCACCAAUAGCCUUGUUGGCGUGUUGACCAGGUUUCGCCAAGGGAAAAUUGCUCUUGUAGCUGACAUAGAAGGGAUGUUCCAUCAGGUCAAGGUUACACCACAGGACUGUGAUGCACUCAGGUUUCUAUGGUGGCCAAAUGGGGACCUGCAGAGAGAACCAAAGGAAUACCAGAUGUUAGUACAUCUAUUUGGUGCAACGUCAUCGCCAAGUUGUGCAGGGUAUGCCCUACGCAAAACAGCCGAGGACAGUCAAUUAAACCAAGAUGAUGAAGCUUUCAGAACAGUCACUGAAAACUUUUACGUUGACGAUUGUCUGAAGGCUGUUGAGACUCAAGAAGAAGCGGUAACUCUUGCCCAUAAAUUGCGCUGCCUCCUUCAGAGUGGAGGAUUCAGACUGACGAAGUGGAUAAGCAAUGACCCUGGUGUAUUGGAGACUAUCCCAGAGUCUGAAAGAGCCAAGUCAGUACUCGACCUUGGGCUCAAUGACCUUCCAACUGAGCGGACUCUGGGAAUUCUAUGGAAUGUCAAGACAGAUAUGUUUGAGUUUAAGGUAGCAGUCAAGGAGAAGCCCCUAACUCGGAGAGGAAUAUUGUCGGUGACGAGUUCUCUGUAUGAUCCGUUAGGAUUUGUCUCACCAUUCGUUCUCACAGCAAAGAUCCUGCUGCAAGACACUUGUGCUCAAGGUCUUGGAUGGGACGAGCCAGUUGGUGGGGCUGAGGAAUCAAGAUGGAGGCAGUGGUUGGAAGAGUUGCCUCAGCUUUCUGACAUCUCAAUCAACAGAUGCUUGAAAUCAAAGUCUGAUAAGGAUAUCAGGAUCUAUGAACUCCAUGUCUUCUGUGAUGCCUCUCAACGAGGGUACGCAGCAGUGACUUAUCUGCGGACAAUAGACACAGCCGGCAAUAUUCAUUGCAGCUUUGUCUUCGGCAAGACCAGGCUUUGUCCUUUGAAGGUUAUGACUAUCCCAAGGCUAGAACUCUCGGCAGCAGUACUAGCAUGUUCGAUAAGUGAGACAGUGAAAAGAGAACUCAGGCUGCCUGUCACAUCAACUACUUUCUGGACGGACUCCACCUCAGUCCUCCAGUAUUUGAGGAAUGAGAGCAGGAGAUUCCACACCUUUGUGGCUAAUAGAAUCUCAAAGAUUCAAGACGUGUCAGAUCCCUCGCAGUGGAGACAUGUGGAUACCAAGUCUAAUCCUGCGGAUGAUGGAUCGAGAGGAGUCCCAGUUAGACAGUUGGGUCGUUGGAUCAAAGGGCCAGAAUUCCUGUUGAACGAAAGAGACACGUGGCCAGUGAACCCAGUUGUGUCACAGGGUAACAUUGAAGAACUCAAGGUUGACCCAGAGGUAAAGAAAUCACAGGUAUAUGUGACGAUGGCCAGCAGUAGUUUGGAUGAGCUCAUGAAAAGAUUCUCUACCUGGACUCGCUUGAAACGAGCAGUAGCUUGGAUUUUGAGAUUUAAGAAUUACAUAAAGUCAAAGGUGACUGGCGAUAUCAUCUCGAGAGGAGACUUGACGGUUGACGAGCUGGAAAGUGCAGAGAGGGAAGUGAUUUGUCGAUUACAGAGACAAUCAUUCCCCUCAGAAUUCCUUACUGGGGCCGGAGAGAGGAUGGUUUCUCUCGAUAAGCUGGAUCCCAUCUUAGUAGAUGGACUCCUACGAGUGGGAGGGCGACUGGAUAGAGCACCUGUAGAGAAUAGUUUGAAACAUCCAUUAAUCUUACCGAGUCAUCAUCAUGUCACUGAGCUGAUAGUCGUAGACCAUCAUCAGAAGGUCGGGCACAGUGGAAUGGGCAUGACAUGGACAUCCCUGAGAGAGCGUUAUUGGAUAAUUAAGGGUGGUGCUACUGUUCGGCGUAUCAUUGGUAAUUGCUUUAAGUGUAAGCGUCGCAAUGCCUCAAGAGGUCAGCAGUUUAUGGCUGAUCUGCCCGAAGUGAGAGUAACGCCAGGUGAGCCCCCUUUCACCAACACUGGUGUAGACUUUUUCGGGCCAUUUCUUACCAAACAUGGUCGUAGUAUGCAGAAAAGGUAUGGAUGUGUGUUCACCUGCCUUGUGACGCGAGCAGUACAUUUGGAAAUGGCAUCCAGCUUGGACACCGACUCAUUCAUUAACACCCUACGUCGUUUCAUUAACCGUCGAGGUCAACCCAAAGUCAUGCUAAGCGACAAUGGGACAAACUUUAAGGGUGGCAAUAAAGAGCUCAAUGAAGCUCUUGCUAGUAUGGACCGCGUCAAGGCCAACAAAUAUUUGACUAUCAGGGGCAUCAAAUGGCACUUCAACCCCCCAAGUGCGAGCCAUAUGGGCGGCGUGUGGGAGAGGAUUAUCAGGUCAGUAAGGAGAAUCUUGACAAGUCUCCUACAGCAACAGACAUUGACCGAUGAAGCAUUGAUGACUCUUUUCAGUGAAGUAGAGGCCAUACUAAAUGCCAGACCACUGGUAAACCUGGGCAUGGAUGCCAGAGAUGAUGAACCCUUGACACCAAAUCACCUUCUUUUGCUCAGGAAGAGUCCGAGCUUACCUCCAGGGAUCUUCAAAAGGGAAGAUUGUCUGCUCAGAAGAAAAUGGAGACAGGUUCAAUACCUAGCGGAUCGCUUCUGGUCAAGAUGGGUCAGGGAAUACUUACCAUUAUUGCAGGAGCGACAGAAGUGGGUAAAGCCUCGAAGGAACUUUGAGACUGAUGACUUAGUCCUUGUUGUGAAUGAAGAUAUGCCUAGAGGUCGGUGGCCUAUUGGCCGGGUAGUUGCAACACACCCAGACAAGCGUGGCCUUGUAAGGCAAGUUGAGGUUAAAGUUGGGUCGAAAUACUAUAAAAGGCCGAUAUCAAAGCUAUGCCUUCUCGAAGCAUCAAAGUAG